AUGUCUACCACCGCUGAGCUCGCCUGCUCCUACGCAGCCCUCAUCCUCGCCGAUGACGGCGUUGAGGUCACUGUGCGUACUCCCAUUUCCCGGUGUCGUCGGUUUCGCGACAUGGCACACGAAAAAAAAAAGCAGGGACUGACUAUCAUUUCACCCCAGGCCCUCGAGGGUAAGGACAUCAAGGAUCUCCUGACCAACGUCGGCUCCGGUGGCCCUGCUGCCCCGGCCGGUGCUGUCGCCGCCGCUGGUGGUGAGGCCGCUGCCGAGGAGAAGAAGGAGGAGAAGGAGGAGGAGAAGGAGGAGUCCGACGAGGACAUGGGCUUCGGUCUGUUCGACUAA
Molecule: messenger RNA, 339 nt
Organism: Penicillium riverlandense
Lineage: Eukaryota; Fungi; Ascomycota; Eurotiomycetes; Eurotiales; Aspergillaceae
Gene: rpp1
Product: ribosomal protein P1
Exons: 3
Coding region: 1-339 (112 amino acids)
Biological process (GO): translational elongation; cytoplasmic translation
Cellular component (GO): cytosolic large ribosomal subunit; ribosome
Molecular function (GO): protein kinase activator activity; ribonucleoprotein complex binding; structural constituent of ribosome
Source: RefSeq, a predicted model, not a curated record